UUUAGGAGAAGAAUUUCCUAAAUGACAAGACUUUAUCUGCCUGUGGAAUAAUCUGAGGAAAUGAGAUUUUGGAUUUGACAGAGGCAAAACCCCAUUAGCAGAACCACAAUAAAUGUGCAGCAGGAAAAAAAUGUGGACAGGAGGAAACUCCGAGCCUCCUAUGUGGAAACACUCAGAAGGCUUUGGCAGCCAGUUCUGCAGAGUGAAGGAGCAAGCACCAGACCCACCCCAAGCACUUGAUGCCACAGCACAACCAUAAAUAGCAGCUCUGGGCUGCUGCCCCAUCCUGCACAGGAAAAGCUGCCCUGCCACACUUCCCUGGGACUCUGAGCACUCAGCCUGCCCUGCCAGCCCCACUGCAGCACAGGGACAGGGGCCAGACAGGCUGGAGAUGGAGCUGCUGGCCGUGCUGGGCUGUGCCCUGCUGCUCCCCACGGUGCUGGGGGAGGAUUGUCCAUCCCAGUGCAGCUGCUGGUCCCUGGGGGAGCCCUGGGGGACAGGGGUGGACUGCAGCUCUCGGGGGCUGCGCACCCUGCCCGCCCUGCCCCGCCUGACCCGCAUCCUGCACCUGCACAACAACAGCCUGGCCUCCAUCCCCGCCGGGGCCCUGGACAGCCUGGGCCACCUGCAGGAGCUGCGGCUGUGGGACAACCCCUGGCACUGUGACUGUCACAUCCUGUACCUGAAGCUGUGGCUGCAGGAUUUCUCCGCGCCCGCGCUCGCCCGGCUGCACUGCGCCAGCCCCGCUCCGCUCAGGAUGAAGCCCCUGGGGCAGCUGACUGGGAAUGACCUGGGUGUCUGCACCAGGCUUCUCCCGACCAAGUGUCUCCAGUUCUUCUGGAGAGACCUCAUUUUAAUUGCUGGGGCAGUAAUUACCCUCCUUCUAGUGGCGUGGGCUCUGAAGUUCUCCAAAAAGCUGGUGUGCCAGCUCCACCUCAGGAGCCGGCGGCUGAGGAGGAGCAUCCUCAAAACCCACAAGGUACUGUGAGCUCUUCCCUGCCCUGGGAAAGAAACUCCAAACUCCUCCACAACAAAAAAGCACUGGCAGCACUGGUUUGAAUAGUCAGUGUUAAAAAAGCCCAAAGUCUGGGUUCUCAGGAGAGCUGGAUUUAAUUUUUGUCCAAAAAGAAGCUUGGUGAAGUUUGGACAGACAACUUCUGUUGCAGACAUCUUUCAGGAAAAAUCCUUUCCUUAGGAUUUUUCCUCCUGAGAAGCUGGGAGGCCUCAGGAACAAAAUGUAAACAAUUGUUAUCUGCUGCUGUGGAAUGCAACAGGUGCAUCUGGGAUUGGUCUCAUGUGGUUGUUUGUAAUUAAUGGCCAAUCACAGUGA
This is a messenger RNA of Melospiza melodia melodia, 1330 nucleotides long. It is a transcript of the gene GP9, whose product is annotated as glycoprotein IX platelet. Lineage: Eukaryota; Metazoa; Chordata; Aves; Passeriformes; Passerellidae. Bases 392 to 988 code for a protein of 198 amino acids. The transcript is spliced from 3 exons. The record is from RefSeq and is a predicted model, not a curated record.